Messenger RNA from Lottia gigantea (owl limpet), 1206 nucleotides. RefSeq lists its product as hypothetical. The transcript has 8 exons. Gene Ontology annotation, biological process: chitin catabolic process; carbohydrate metabolic process. Lineage: Eukaryota; Metazoa; Mollusca; Gastropoda; Lottiidae. The record is from RefSeq and is a predicted model, not a curated record. Bases 1 to 1206 code for a protein of 401 amino acids. Gene Ontology annotation, cellular component: extracellular region. Gene Ontology annotation, molecular function: chitin binding; chitinase activity.
AUGAAGGACUAUAUAGCAUAUUUUUUGUUGCUGAUAAGUAUAUUGGCACCUGAAGUUCAUUCAAAGAAGUUCAAUGUGGUAUGCUAUUAUGCCAAUUGGUCUCAGUAUCGUACAGGAAAUGGACAGUUCUUUCCAGAAGAUAUCAACCCUAAGAGUUGUACACACGUCAUAUAUUCCUUUGCUCAUAUCUCUGGUAAUAGACUGAUACCAACUGAAUGGAAUGAUGAUACUCAAUAUCCUAGAGGAAUGUAUUAUCGAGUUUUGGAUCUGAAGAAAUCGAAUCCCAGUUUGAAAAUUCUGCUAGCCGUUGGAGGAUGGAGUAUGCCAGUCAAAGAUUUUUCUAAAAUGGCAUCCACUUGGGAAAACCGACGUGAAUUUAUAGACACAAGUAUUGAAUACUUGAGAAGAUUUGGUUUUGACGGAUUAGAUUUAGAUUGGGAAUACCCAGCUAAUCGCGGCAGUCCACCAAUCGAUAAAAAACGGUAUACGUUUCUCGUGAAGGAGCUGAGGGAAGCCUUUGAGAAAGAGGGACGUGAAACAGGUCGAGAUAGACUAUUAAUAACAGCAGCAGUACCUGCACCUCAAACUAUUGUUGAUAGAGGAUACGAAGUAGCUGCUAUAGGAAAGAGUCUGGAUAUGAUAAAUUUAAUGGCCUACGACUUCCAUGGUGGUUGGGAUGAUGUCACGGGACACAAUGCUCCACUGUUUGCUUAUCGUGGAGAUCCCACACCAACUCUGACAGUGGAAUAUACAGCAAAGUAUUGGGUUCAGGAAGGUGCACCUAAAGAGAAAAUUAAUAUUGGUAUGCCGAUGUAUGGUAAAACGUUUACACUAGCAAACAAAUAUAAUACUGGAUUAGGUGCUCCAGUUACUGGACCUGGUAGAAAGGGACCUUACUCACUGGAAUCUGGCCUUUUGGUCUUCUACGAGAUUUGUGAUGAGGUUUUGAAUAAAUACCAGACCUUACAAGAUGACAAUAUGAAAGUACCAUACGCUGUUUCUGGAGACCAAUGGGUUGGCUAUGAUGACCAGAAAGCUAUAGCAGCUAAGUUAGAUUGGUUAUUAAAAGAAGGGUUUGGAGGAGGAAUGAUAUGGGCCCUUGAUUUAGACGAUUUUUCUGGUGGUUUCUGUGGAAGUCCGUAUCCGCUACUUUCUGUCAUCACCAACUGUCUAUUGGCUGGAAAAGGGCAAGUAUUGAUAAUUUAA